Solea senegalensis (Senegalese sole) is the source of this 1342-nucleotide messenger RNA. RefSeq names its product guanine nucleotide exchange factor VAV2-like. NCBI's taxonomy places the organism in Eukaryota, Metazoa, Chordata, Actinopteri, Pleuronectiformes, Soleidae. Gene Ontology annotation, cellular component: cytoplasm. The coding region runs from base 868 to 1110 and encodes 80 amino acids. Gene Ontology annotation, biological process: regulation of GTPase activity; cell migration. The transcript has 2 exons. The record is from RefSeq and is a predicted model, not a curated record. Gene Ontology annotation, molecular function: guanyl-nucleotide exchange factor activity; protein binding.
GGAGAGGGAGAGACCCACACACACACACAGAGGGAGAGGGGAGCGGAAGAGAGGCAGAAUCACAGGAAAGCGAGUCUGUGUUUGCGCGUUACGCUGUUUUUAGCUCGUGCGUAAAAGGCGCGAAUCAAACUAACGCGCUGCUCGUGUUCUCGUUUUUUUCCUCGCCUUGAUGUGUUUGUGAAUGUGUGUGUGUGUGUGUGUGUGUGAGUGUGUGUGCAGUCCGAUGAUCAGACUGGACGUGAAUCGGACUGAAGACAAAGAUCGGACUGUGCUCCGUGGAUCUGCUUUUCCUCUGGAAAUCACCGCGACUCCGUGUUUGUGACGCGCAGGAGAAUCGGGGAGAAACCCCGUGUUCACCCUCAUCUUCAUCACCUUCGUCACCGCUGCUGUGAUUUGGUUACAGUCGCGUGCAGCUGCUCUUUCUCCUCAUUCCGUCUCGUGUCUUUUAGUUUUCUGUUAUUUUUCGAAAAUGCGGAGGAAACUUUUUGAGGAUGAAGAGGAUCAGCGGAGUCUUCCUCUGGCUCCUCAUCAGCAGCACGUCUGCUGGCUUUUGUCUCAGUAAAUGUUGCGGAGUGAGCGGACACGAGCCCGGACCUGGAUUAUGAUGACUGUGCACUGAUGAAGAUGAAGAUGAAGAGUGUGUCUGUCGCUCACGGUCUGUAGUUUAUUCCGCUGAUUGUGUGAAUGAUUCAAACACGGAGCCUCGUGCUGCUGUGACGCCGUGAACCUCCGCCCUCAGCCCGGCUGUGAACCGGAGCCUGGACUCGCUGUGAGUGAGUGUGUGUGUGCGUGUGUGACACUGUGUGUGUGCGUGCGUGAGAGAGCGAGUAGCAGACAGACAGACAGACAGACAGACAGACACCCAUCAUGGAGGAGUGGAGACAAUGUGGCCGCUGGUUGAUCGACUGUAAAGUUCUGCCUCAGAACCACCGGGUGGUGUGGCCCUCAGCGGUCGUGUUCGAUUUAGCUCAGGCUCUCAGAGACGGAGUUCUUCUGUGCCAGAUGUUACACAACCUGUCACCGGGAUCCGUGGACCUGAAGGAGAUCAACUUCAGACCUCAGAUGUCACAGACUGGGAGGAAACACAAGUCUACUUUGUGGUUUGAUUAGAGGUUUGGACAGAAGACGUCGUCCCACCACACUCUUCCUUCAUUCCUGGAAAACUCUCUGCAGCCAUUUCAGCUCUUUCACAUUUCCAACACCAACACGAGGAAACGCCGGGUGCCACAGGAAGUUUGUAUAACCACAGAGCGCUGCAGCCAGGACAGCACAGACUUUACUCAGUCUACAGUAUGUCACUGAGUCUACAGUAUGUCACUGAGUCUACGGUAUGUUACUGAGU